AUGUCCACUCCCGAUGAUGCCACAGGAGUGGCAGCGUUAGAUAGCCCCGUCCCAAAGCCAAGGCCGCGACCUCGACCGCGCGGCCGCAACAGCGCACCAAGCGAGUCCUCUGAGGGCGCGCACAUGUCGGACGCGGAGCAGGAGCCUGUAUCCGAUGCCGAAGCAGCGCAGGGAGACACCACAGGCACAGACUCAGACGCAGCACCCCCCCCGCCGCUGCCGACGCGGGAGGGCCGCAAACCGCUCGAGGAAGAGAAGAAGAAGAUCAGAGUUCGUCGCCGCCCAAACAAGUGA
Molecule: messenger RNA, 294 nt
Organism: Salpingoeca rosetta
Lineage: Eukaryota; Choanoflagellata; Craspedida; Salpingoecidae
Exons: 4
Coding region: 1-294 (97 amino acids)
Source: RefSeq, a predicted model, not a curated record